Messenger RNA from Sphenostylis stenocarpa, 462 nucleotides. NCBI's taxonomy places the organism in Eukaryota, Viridiplantae, Streptophyta, Magnoliopsida, Fabales, Fabaceae. The record is from the annotation of a GenBank genome assembly.
AUGGAUAUGGAUGGACACAUGCACGGAAUGGAUGGGAUGGCGUCGGCCCCUGCAAAUGGCACCAUGAAGCAUCACAAGAUGAUGAUGAUGCACAUGACCUUCUUCUGGGGUAAAGAUGCAGAAAUUCUGUUCCAAAAUUGGCCCGGGGGUAAAUCGGGAAUGUACAUCCUGGCCCUAGUUUUCGUCUUCCUCAUGGCGGUUUUCGUUGAAUUGCUCUCUCACACCAGAUUCCUCAAACCCGGUUCGAACCACAUCCUGGCCGGUCUCAUCAAAACACUCUUGCACGUUUUCAGGGUUGGUCUCGCUUAUCUGGUAAUGCUUGCACUCAUGUCUUUCAACGGCGGCGUUUUCUUGGCUGCCGUUCUAGGUCACGCCUUGGGCUUUUUCAUUUCCACAGUUGCUUUCAACAACAAACCACCGCUUCAAGAUGAGACUUUUGAUCUUCCUCCAAAUUCUUGUUAA